UGUGUUUGCUGCUGCUGUGCACUCGCUCACGGCCACCACACCGCUUCUCCAUCUCCGACCUCCUUCUCGCAUUCUUUCAUUCUCUCUAUUCUCUCUCUUUCAUCUUGGCCGCCUAUCUCCAUCCAAGGCGUCUACACAGAGCUACAGUAGCGUCGAGCAUCGAUCCACACAUACACACACGCUUGCCAGGGCGAUCGGCGUAGCUGCGACACACCGUUUGCCCCAUCCUCAGUCAUCGGCAUCGGCAUCGACAGCCUCCCUCCAUCUCUCCUCCCUCCUCCCUCUCUCUCUGCUCAUGCGCCCAUCACGGAGACGAUUGGCUGCUGCGGCGCUGUUGCCGCUCGCAAGCGCGCAGUUGGCCAACACGUUUCGUCACGUAGGUAGCGCAGGCGUAAGCGCCCAACAACUCUUCCUCGGCGCCCCGCACAAGCUCUACUUUGUCGACAAGACGGAGAACAAUCCCAUACAAGUCCGAGGUCACCCUGCGUGGGCGACCGAGGUGGACACACGCACAUGGCAGCCCCGCGCAAUGGACAUUGCGACGAACGCGUUCUGCGCGGGCGGCACAGUACUCGGCGACGGAACUUGGCUCAACGUUGGUGGUAACCAGGCCGUCAUCGCGGGCGGCGUCGGAGCAUCUGACAACCCGGGCUCGCCGCCCGACGCACAGCAAGGCAACAACAUGUACGGCAACGCGGACGGUCGUAAAGCCGUGCGCACGCUACUGCCAAACGACGAAGGGACGGCCAAUUGGGUCGACGACCCGGCAAACUACUUGCCCCAUGAGCGGUGGUACCCCACGCUUGAGACGCUCGAGGACGGCCGCGCCAUCAUUUUCGGCGGAUGCCAGAACGGCGGGUACGUCAACGACGCCAACCAGGACAACCCGACGUACGAGUUUUUCCCCAAGGACAACUCUGGCCUCACCACCCUUGGCAUCCUGACCCAGACCCUUCCCGUUAAUCUGUACCCUCUCGUGUGGCUGCUGCCCUCGGGCAACAUCUUUAUCCAGAGCGGGUGGCAGGCCGUCGUCUUCGACUACAAGAACAAGGUCGAGUACCCGAUCGCCAACGUGCCCGAUGCUGUGCGCGUGUACCCCGCCUCGGCCGCGACAACCGUCCUCCCCAUGACGCCAGCGAACAACUGGACGGCAUCCAUCAUCUUCUGCGGCGGCACAAACUUGCAGAACAACGAGUGGGACCCCAACGUCCGCAACAUCGUCCAGGUGCCCACGGAGCGCUCCUGCGUCACCAUCCAGCCCGACGUCGACGCCGGCUGGUACCAGGAGGACGCGCUGGACGAGGGCCGGUCCAUGGGCCAGUUCAUCAACCUGCCCGACGGACGUCUCUUCUUCGUUAACGGCUGCGGGCAGGGCACAGCCGGCUACGGGAACCAGUCGUGGGCCAUCGGCCAGUCGUACGGCGACGUACCCCGCCUCACCUCCUACUACUUUGACCGGACGCAGGACCGGGGCAAGCGCUGGAGCCGCGCCGGCACAUCUGACACGCCGCGGAUGUACCACUCCUCAGCUGUGCUGCUUCCCGACGGCUCGGUGGUCGUGUCCGGCUCGAACCCCAACGCCGACUUCGUCAGCGCCGACAACCCGCCCACCACCCCCAACAACAACUACAAGUACUUCAGCGACACGUCGAUCGAGCUCUUCUACCCCGACUACUGGGACAAGCCGCGCCCGGCGCCGAGUGGCAUGCCCACGACGAUCGGGUACGGCGGCACAGGCUUCGACAUUGAGCUCACGAAGGCGGAUUUGGCGGACGCUACCGCCAACAUCGCGCGCACCAAGGCGGUCAUCAUCCGCACGGGCUUCUCGACGCACGCGCUCAACAUGGGCCAGCGCCAUGUCGAGCUCUCCACGAGCUUCAGCACCAACGAGAUGGGCGGCGCCACGCUCCACGUCGCCCAGCUCCCGCCCAACCCCGCCAUCCUCGCCCCGGGCCCCGCCAUGUUCUUCGUCGUCGUUAACGGCGUGCCCUCGAACGCGAGCUGGGUCAUGAUCGGCAACGGCCAGGUCGGGCAGCAGGAUAUUGGCGCCACCACCGUCCUCCCCCAGCCCACUUGGAGCCAGGACGUCGCGGAUGAGGCAAGACGGCUGAAUAUCCAGGUCUAGUUGUAGGACAAUCAUUGCUUAGGAAAGUACUGUAUUUCUGGGCGGGGCCAAGCUGCUGGUGCUGUCAUGGUUGGCGGGCUGGGAUGGAUAGC
This is a messenger RNA of Cutaneotrichosporon oleaginosum, 2217 nucleotides long. Lineage: Eukaryota; Fungi; Basidiomycota; Tremellomycetes; Trichosporonales; Trichosporonaceae. The record is from RefSeq and is a predicted model, not a curated record.